GCAAAUGGAAGCAGCACUCAAAACCUUCUUUUCAUCCCCGCGCUUCGCCGUCGCAGGCGCAUCGUCGGAUCCGCGCAAAUACGGACACAAGAUAUUCGCAUGGUACCUCCAGCACUCGCUGCCCGCAACACCGCUGAACCCGCGCACCCCCAGCGUCACGAUCCUGAACCAGCAGCACGCAACGGUAGCAACGCCAGGCGCGCUUCACGAUCCGCCUGCGUCGAGCUACUCGCUGUCUGUGAUUACGCCGCCGAGCGUAACGCGCACGCUGCUGCGCGAGGCGAAAGAGGCGGGCAUCCCUGCUGUGUGGUUGCAGCCUGGCAGUUUUGACAACGAGAUCCUCGACUAUGCGAAAGCGAAUUUCAAGGCGGCGAUUGCUGGCGACGGCGGAUGGGGCAGCGAGGGCUGGUGUGUGCUGGUGGAUGGCGAGGAGGGGAUGAGGUUGGCGGGGCGCGAGGGCGCGAGACUUUGAGCAAGUGGUGUCUUGCUUGAUGGCAUGGAUUUCACAUUGUAUAUAAC
Exserohilum turcica Et28A is the source of this 519-nucleotide messenger RNA. RefSeq lists its product as uncharacterized. The coding region runs from base 5 to 472 and encodes 155 amino acids. Lineage: Eukaryota; Fungi; Ascomycota; Dothideomycetes; Pleosporales; Pleosporaceae. The record is from RefSeq and is a predicted model, not a curated record. The transcript has 2 exons.